CAGGAACUGCAGCCUGGGAAGCGGCGACUGCGCAUGUGCGUGAAUUUGGACGCUGCGUCCGUAACUUCAGGAAAUGUUGCUCUUUAACGAGUUUUAUAUAUUAUUAAAGAUAACAAGUGUGAUGGCCGUGAAUGCAGCUGCAGGAAACGACAUGUCUGACAGGAGCGCAAGUUGUUAGGAAAGACAGAAGAAGCAGAUCAGUUCCCUGACAGUCUGAACCGAGGGAACAGUGAAUCCUGAAUCCACGCUUCCUGGUCUGCAGGAAUUUUGGGACUUUUUUUUCCUGCGUGCAUCGUCUCCCUGUCAUCUUGUGUUUUGAAAUCUCCAGAAGACAGAAGCAGCUCCUGAAGUUGUUUGGCAAAAACAUGACAUCACAAAACGAACGUAGGAGACGAAAGAAGCAAAUUUUACGAGAUGUCGGCUGGCAGCAACACAUUCGAAGACGUGAAAGCAGUCGUCUUAUCCGCUCAUGAUAACGCUGCAUACGAGGUGGACUUCUACAGCUCCUGGGCAGAGAACUAUGACAAAGAUGUGGCUGUUCUUGAAUACCGUGCACCGACCCUCGCAGCAGACAGCAUCUCCAAGCAUUUCAGCGGUGACCGGGAAAAAGCUGUCUUGUUGGAUGUGGCCUGUGGGACAGGACUAGUGGCCAAGCAGUUGAAGAAACAUGGAUUUGGAGGAUUUGUGGGUGUUGAUGGAAGCGAGACGAUGCUGGAGUUGGCCAGAGGGACUGGUUUGUACCAGGAGCUGAAGCAGUCACUGCUGGGCGACGAGCCACUGCCGGUCCACUGGGCGGAUUCAUUUGAUGCGGUUCUGAUGGUUGGAGCGCUCUGUGGUGGUCACGCCCCCGUGGCUGUGGUCAGAGAUCUCUGCAAAGCCACUAAACCAGGUGGCUACGUUUGCAUGACGACCAGAAGCAACAUUGACAAUCUGGAAUACAAAGGCGCCCUGGACCGCGAGCUGAAGCAGAUGGAAGAAGAGGGGCUGUGGAUUUGUGUGGAGGUGAUUGAGGUGAAAGACUGGGAGAGGUCUGUGUCAGAGAAGGAGGGGCGCUACGUAUCUGGUGUUGUGUACCUCUAUAAGAAAAUCUAACACAGUACCCAGCAAACAUUCUACAACACUGUAUGAGUUCUUAACAGUCCAGUACAAAAUUAAAUUACUCACAAAGAUACCAAAUAUUCCAAUAAUGAAAUAAUGAAUUUCACCCAAACGCAUGUAUUACAAUAUUUUUUUUUUAGACCCAAACCUGAGGAUGUGAAACUUCAUGAUUAUUAUCCUUUAAACAUAUUUUUCAUCAGGAUUUCCCAUAACGUAACACAUUCCUGCACCACCAGCACAAACUCUCUAUGAGAGAAGUGGACAGGACAGUAAAGAUGUUGUAGCUGGUCUGGUUCAGAAUGGGCUGAGCAAGGUGAUUCAGAAAUGACCUCCGUAUAUCAGAAACGUUAUUAAGAUCUUCUGUAAUAUACCAGUAAGCUCAAUUAACUAGGUGUUAAACCGAGGCACAGUAUCUGACUCCAGCCUUCAAAUUACCUCCUUUGUCUUAUUACCAUAAUAGGUCUUUGCACGUAGACACUGCGGUUUAAUAAAAAAGAGAACGGCCAGAUAAUGUAAUCUACAAACGUGCAGCCAUAAAUAUCAGAGAAUGAGGAUGUUGCCCCAGAAAGGAGCCUCCUGUAGAUUUGUCUCAGUUGUUAUGUUUAACAAUAUCCAUGUUACCUGAAUGAGCUUGUUGCAGUGAAACUGGUGUUUGCAGAUAUGCAGAGAAGUCUUACUAAUUGAGAUCAAUUGCUUGGACGUGUGUAAUAAAUGAAAAUAUAAUUUA
Pleuronectes platessa (European plaice) is the source of this 1825-nucleotide messenger RNA. RefSeq names its product methyltransferase like 27 (gene mettl27). Bases 415 to 1092 code for a protein of 225 amino acids. The transcript has 7 exons. Lineage: Eukaryota; Metazoa; Chordata; Actinopteri; Pleuronectiformes; Pleuronectidae. The record is from RefSeq and is a predicted model, not a curated record.